Brassicogethes aeneus is the source of this 4724-nucleotide messenger RNA. Lineage: Eukaryota; Metazoa; Arthropoda; Insecta; Coleoptera; Nitidulidae. The record is from the annotation of a GenBank genome assembly.
GAGCGCAAUGUGUAAGUCACUGGCAGUAGACGAUCGUUUAACACAGAGAGUGGAGAGUUGGUAGAUAGAGUGUGCGUUGGAUCGUUUUUUUAAGAGGGAAAAGUUCGAGAUUAAUUUAAAUUUAAGUGAAAUGUGUUCAGUAUGACAUCGACGACAACAAUCAGGAAAUCGUACGGCAACAGGAAGAUUUACGUGUUCCCGGAGGAUUACCCUUAUCGCGCAAACAAAGCCAAAAAUUUGAAUCAGCCAAAAAAGCACGAAGAAGUGAACAAACUAGUCAAGUAUAUCGACGACAAUGUGGUUGGGAAAAGUAACGCUUUCCUGGGACCUUUCGGACGCAGAAAAGUUGUUUUUUGCGACUAUGCCGCUUCCGGUAGAUCGCUUCAGUUCAUAGAAGAGUAUAUUUUAAGAGAAGUACUGCCAACCUAUGGGAAUACACAUUACACAACUAGUAUUUCGUCGCUGCAAAGUACACUGUUUAGACAAGAAGCAAGAGAUAUAGUAAGGAACGCUGUUAACGCGUCGGAAGAGGACGCGGUGAUUUUUUCCGGGCACGGUUGCAGAGACGCCCUGGAAAAAUUAAUAAACGCUCUGGAUUUAAGGGAACCUCCUGUAGUUUUUAUCGGGGCCAGCGAACAUCUAGACAAUCUACAACUAUGGCAAAAGACUGAUGCUCAGAUGGUGCGAAUUUCCGAGACCAAAGACGGCAUUCUAGACCUGGCAGACUUGGAAAACCAGCUAAGGUUCUAUCAAAAUUCCGGAAAGCAAUUAAUCGGUUGUUUUUCGAUAGCCAGCAGCGUUACGGGCAUAAUUAUCGACGACAUAGCCUGCACGAUUUUGCUGCACCAAUAUGGCGCCCUGGCUUUUUGGGAUUUCAACAUGGGCGCGCCCAACAUCAACAUCGACAUGAACCCCAUUGUGCCGGGCGUGGAAGAGAAUUCGGCCAAUAAAGAUGCGAUUUACUUUUCCGGGCACAAGUUCAUAGGAGGCGUGCAGACGCCCGGUAUAUUAAUAUCCAAAAAGUCCGUGUUCAGGCGGUUGAGUCUGUGCGAUCCCGACGGGUUUUUCGCCAGCCAAGAGCACAAUAGAACCUUUGAGCUACGUGAAGAAGGCACUUGUGCAGCCAUAGUGGAGUCCAUAAGAGCUGGUUUGGUGAUGCAGUUAAAGGAAACUGUUUCAGUUUCAAAUAUUAUUCAAAGGCAGGAAAAGAUAAACAAGCAAAUGCUGCAACAUAUAAGAACCAUCCCAGAAAUCAUUUUAUUGGGAAACAACUCCCAGACCAUCAAAAGAAUCCCGGUUUUCUCCUUCAUGGUGAAACACCCCAGAGGAACGUUUCUGCACCACAACUUCAUAUGCGCCGUUUUAAACGACGUUUUCGGUAUACAGGCGAGAGCUGGCUGCCCGUGUUCAGGCGCGUACGCUCAAGAACUGCUCGGCAUAGACCAAAGUUUGGCCGACCAGUACGAGAGCAUCAUCCUGGAGGAUCGCAGGUUGAGCAGCUUGAAUCUGGGCGUCGAGAAUUCGUCUUUGGAGCUGUUGAGGCCCGGUUUCACGAGAAUAAGUCUUCCGUAUUUUAUCAACGAUGCGGAGCUGGCUUUCGUGAUGGAAGCCAUGAAGAUGGUGGCCACCGAAGGGUGGAAGUUGCUGCCGCAAUAUGUGGUGGAUUUGGAGACGGGCGAAUGGAGGCACCAUUCUAACGCCGUGUCCAAGGAUAGAAAGUGGCUGAGCCAAAUCAGAUACGUGGAUGGAAAAAUGACUAUGAACGAGAGACGCAUCUCGGGGCCUGGAUUGUUCCCACAAAGUUACUCCGAAAGUCUGCAGACAGCGAGAAAUCUGUUCAAUAGAGCGAGAAAAACGGCCAAUAGAAUACCAUAUCACGAUCAAGGUAUAACCUUCGAUGCCAGAAGCGAAAAUUUCAGAUGGUUUUUGUUGCAACACGAAGCUCAAAGUUUACUGACAUCGAACGCUCAAAAUGUGAAGCAAAAAACCCCUUUCGACCCCAUAGGAGGUGUAAGCAGUCGAAAAUCCGACACCACAGACAAAAGUCACCAAAUUCAGCCAUGCGGCUCGCCGAGACAUUACAGUUUACCUUCCAUAGACGAUCCGAAGGUUAUGACGUCCAGUUCCCCAGUGCCAUAUUUUCUCCACGACGUAAACGGGUUGUACUACCCGCACAUGACGCAACAAAGUAUAAACUUCGCGGUGGGCGAGUCGGUGAACUCGCAAAUGCAGCAAAACUUCGCCAGGGAGCGCUGCCUGUCGCUCGGGGCGCCGAACAUAUCUCCGCCGGUUUUGAGCCCGCAAACCAGAGCCAGCUUGGGCAUGAACAGCGCGCAAACGACGCGGCAGAGGCAGUACAGCUGCAGCAGUCAGAGCGAGCUGCACUCUUUGGAAAGCGACGCGAAUCUCUCCCCCACGCACAGCCUCAACAUUUUGUACAGCAGCACUCACGAGUUGGGUAGGUCUUCACCUGCCCCCGACCUGCAAACGUACGUCCAGGAAAUGACGAAGGAGAUCGCUACCAACAUCAAAUCGGAGAUCAGGGAGGUUAUCAAUAAAGUUGAAGAUGUCUUGGAGAACACGGAGUGUUCGUAUUACGAAAGGCACGGCAGUGGGAGCGAGGAUGGGAGAAGCGAUUCGAUAUCGGCCAACGAAGUUGCGGAAUAUUUGGAGAAGGUCUCCAUCGAGAUGGCAAACGAGGUCAAAUCCGAAAUACGCGACGUUGUAAGUGCCGUGGAUGUCUUCAUAACGCCCGAAAUUCAAGAGAGAGGUUCGUUUUCGAGGGCUUCGAGUUCCGGCGAUGAAAAGAACGGCGCCGUGCAAAUAUACACGCCCGGUUCAAGCUCCGAGACGGUGGUGAACCUCAUCAAUAAGUCUUCUAGCUCCACCAAGUUGCACGAAGACAAAAAUCAUAAACACGUAGUUUCAACUGUGGCAAGCGUGAGCUCUCAAGAUAGCGGCAUCAAUCUUUCCUUCCACGAUCCCGACAAUCAAAACGAUCAAGCUAAAUCUAGAAGCAACUCUGAGUCUUUGGGAGUGCAUAGAAAGUCCGACUCGGAAAUUAAGUUGAUAAGGCCUAAACCCGUUAUGUUCAGAGAGCUCUCAGAGGACAACUCGAGCAUGGAAAAGACCUCCAAGUGGUUGUGCCCACAAAAAACAAUUUGGCAACCCACUGUGGAGUCCAUCCAAGAGUACGAAAUGAUCAAGGAUGGUGAUAAAGUUAUGGUAUGUCUUUCCGGAGGUAAAGAUUCUUUAACUCUUUUGCAUACUUUGUUACAAUAUCAAAAUUAUAUACAAAGUAAAGGCAUACUAUUCAGCCUUGGAGCUGUAACAGUGGAUCCCGAGGAUUCAGGAUGUGACCCUUGUACUUUGAUUCCACACUUGAGGCGACUUGGUGUUCAUUAUAUCAUCGAUGAUAAAAAGAGCAUGUCAGAAAGUUCAUCAGAUAAAAGUGAUGAUGUCAAAGAAAACAUAAACUCUUUUUGUACUUCCCAUCUAAGACAGCGACUAUAUAACUCGGCCAAAAGCUCUGGAUAUAACGUUCUAGCUAUAGCCCAACAUUUUGACGAUUUAUGUGAGAGUUUUCUACUAUCCGUGUUCCAUAAUGGCAAAUUAAGAACGAUGAGGGCACAUUAUUAUGUCAGGGAGCACGACUUGAGAGUCAUAAGACCUUUUGUUUACGUUCGCGAAAAGGCCAUAAGGCAGUUCGUUUCCAACCACAAUCUUCCAUUGUCUAACAACGCGACCUGUUCGAACUUAUCGAAAGAGCGCCAGAGAAUAAAACAAUUACUUACUCAGCAAGAAAUUUUGUUCCCGAAAUUAUUUACGAGCCUUAGAUCGGCGCUACACAAACUAAUUGGCUUCCAUGUUGAAGAGGUAGAAAUAAAAUCCCGAAAAAAAAAUUCUUCGAAGGAAAGUGACGAUUCGAGCGACGAAACCGACGAAGAACCGUAUUUGAAAAUGGAAUGAAAUUGUCGAUGCUUAAAAUUGAAUGUACAAAUAUAAUUGCGUGAUAUUUAAAUUUUUACUUCUUUUGGCGAUAUGAAUAGUAGAGCGUUCAGAUCUUGCAUUUGAUUUUCGGAUGUCAAAUGAAGUUGCGGAAAUUUCGGUGUAAGAGAUGCUGCCAUUUUAAUAAAAAAAAUUACGUUUUGAGCUCAUUUAAGCCUGACUUGAUGGGUCGCACCAUGAGGUUUAAAAAAACAAAAGGCGAUCGAAGUAAAAAUAGACAUAUAAUGCGACCCAUCAAGUAAGGGUGGAAUUGACCAGAUAAUACGAUGGUGAAGUCAAAAUUUUAAAAUUGAUUGUGAUGGUGGUAAUCUCGAAAUUAUUUUUAUCUACUUAUUUGAUAAGUAUUAUUGUGAUGGCCCGCGGGGUUUUAUUUCUAUAAAUCUCAUUUAAUUCGACUAAUUAAACUACAUAAAAUUUCCAUUAAAUUAAAUGGGAUGGAUUUGUUGACUGAUUUAUUUUUCGUUUUUUGUUCGUUACGUAUUUUAGCUAUAGCGUAGCUUGCGAUUAGGUUGCAUUUUUUUGAAUAUUUAUAUGUGAAAAAUUUUGUUAUAAAAGGAAUGAACAGUUAUUAUAUUAUAUAUAAGUAUAAAUCUUCCCAUAGGGUUUGUGAUGAUUCAAAAUAUAUUAUUGUUAUCAUAUUUAAGAUAUAUUUAAUAUUUGUUAACAAUAAUGCAAAUGUAUUUUAUUUCCUACCAUGUAAUAAAAUAUUAUUAUAA